UCCAGAAGGGGCGGUGACCUGGGGAUGAGAGCUGAAGGAGUAUGCUUGUGUUCAUGUACUGUUGCAUGCGUCUCUGAAAGUUGACAGAUACUAGGGCUUUACUCCAUGAUCUGCUCGUUAUGUUAAGCAUAACGAUGAAUAGAUCUACGAUCCUUGACUGAAAAUUUUGGUAAAAACCAAUAGGAUAUGUUUUGCCUUUAAUUGGGCGGUCCGUUCAGUAGAACCGGAUCUUGCAUCCAUGCUCUCGAGACAACGCAUGCAGGAAGUGCCCGUGAAGCGCACCAGUUUCAAAAAACUAAUUCGGCGUCUGUAUCAGUCAUUUAAUUUAUGUGACACUAACGAACAGCAGUGGCGUAAACCAAGGUGUGUUGGGCUGGUCACCUCUUGGCAAGAUGUCCAUCGUAACAGUACAGCUCGGACAGUGCGGUAACCAAGUGGGCCAGGAGCUGUUUGAUGUGAUCUGUAAGGACGCCCGCGACGGACAGAAGAGGGGUUACAGCGACACCAGCACUGCGCGCUUCUUCCACGAGACGACCACCGGCGACUUAACCUCAAGGGCUGUGCUCAUUGACAUGGAGCCUAAAGUGAUCAACCACAGUAUGAGCAAGGCAGCCAAGUCGGGCAGGUGGAGAUAUGGGGAAAAAUCCCAUUUUAGCCAGAAACAGGGUUCUGGCAACAACUGGGCAAACGGUUACUGUGUCCACGGUCCACGGCACAGAGAGGCUAUGGAAGACCUGGUGAGGCGGGAGGUGGAGCGCUGUGAUAGGUUGGCCGGAGUUGUGACUAUGAUGAGCGUGGCGGGAGGCACGGGGUCCGGGGUCGGCACAUAUGUCACGCAGUGUCUCCGAGAAGUCUACCCCAACUCCUUCAUCCUCAACCAUCUCACCUGGCCUUAUGACAGCGGGGAGGUCAUCGUGCAAAACUACAACUCGGUGCUGACGCUGUCUCACCUCUACGGGCUGUCGGACGCCAUCCUGGUGCACGAGAACGACACCGUGCACCGCAUCUGCGCUCAGCUGCUCAACAUCAAGCACAUAUCCUUCGGGGACGUCAACAGGGUCAUCGCCCACCAGCUGGCCAGUGUGCUGCAGCCCGCCCUGACCACUGACUCGUACGGCGACUACAGCAGAAACCCCCUGGGUGAGCUGGUGAGCAGUCUGGCUUGCCACCCGGAGUACAAGCUCCUGAGUGUGUGCGGCAUCCCGCAGGUGGCCAGCUCCUCCAUGGCCUACAGUGUGUUCAGCUGGCCAGGCCUCCUCAAGCACCUCCGGCAGAUGCUCAUCUCUAACACCAAGAUGGAGGAAGGCAUAGACUGGCAGGUGCGGGCCCCUCCGGUCCACUGUGGUGGUGCCGAGUGGGCUCACAGCUUUAGAACGACUGGUUUCAACAGGUCUCUGGCCAAUCUGCUCAUAUUGAGGGGGAAAGAUGUCUUCAGUGCAGAAGCUGAUGGAUUUCAGGAUGCAGCGCUCUACACCUCAUGGCUUCCACCCAGAGAGGCUUUCAGUAUGUGGAAAUCCCCCGUUUCCUUCAAUCAGUACGAGAAGUCUGCUACGCUAGUCAGCAACAGCCAAACUCUGCUGAAACCUCUUGAUAACAUGGUGCGAAAGGCCUGGAACAUGUUUGCUUCAAGGGCAUACAUCCAUCAAUACACCAAGUUUGGGAUUGCAGAGGAAGACUUUCUAGACAGCUUUACAUCUCUAGAGCAAGUAAUAUCUAGUUACACGCAACUGUGCUAGCCUUGGACUCUCGAAGCCAGUUACCGGGCUGUCUCUGGUAAUAGUUGUCUCCUUUGACAGUUGCGUGCAUCCAAAACUAAGAACUGUGAACUUAGUAACAGAUUGUAUUUAGGAAUGACAUUUUUCAUGAAUUGUUUUUAUUUAAUUCUGAUGGAUUGACAAGUAAACAUUUAAUGUUACUCAAGAGUGCUGUAUUUUAACAGCCCUUUCAAAAUGCUGGUUGUUAUCAACAUCCAAUAAAUCAAACAUAACUUUUCUGUACUACUUCAAUAAGGUACAAUAUCAAGCCAAUUCCUAAAGUGGACUUGUAAAGGCCCAUCCAAAACAAAUGGAUCAAUCUAGAGUCAAAUCAACACAGCAUCUGUGGACAAAGCCGUUGGCCCAGAACUUCAGCCAGCUUACAGACCGUUGUUGCCGUGACAAUAGAGCAGCCAACACCAGUCUGAUAAGCUAGCUGACGGGACGGGAGAGAGCAAGGCGCCACUGGGAAAGUGGAGGAGUCAUGUCCGUACAGGACAGACAUUGGUGAUUUAGUCAACAAAGUAAAAGUACAGAAAUAUAGUUGGGUUGCCUUUUGAAGGCAAAAGGUCAAAGCAUAUUUACUACUCAACACUAGAUGUGGCAGUUAACGCAUUAUUAUUAAUGGUAGUUUAAUAUUGUAAGACUGCUUGCAUACUAAUCCAAGGUAGUGAAUUUGUACCUACCUUUCAGGUGCCUUCAUCUGAGGAUUUUACACAAGUUAAAUUAUGUCAAUCUUAACCAGCAAGCAGCUUACAAGGGGAAAUACGUACCAGUUGACUUACCGUCUAUUGACGUCCAUCAGGGAUAAAAAAAAUACAAUAAAAAUCUAUUACAAAAAAACUCAGACAUGGAAACCAGGGCAAUGAUUAAGACAUUUUAUAUAUGCUUUGAUCAAGGUUCAAUCUAAAUGUACAGAACAAAUGGAACAAGUAAGCCAAGAGAACAAUGUUACUUUACAAAUGAUAUCACCUAUUCCUUGUUAUGUUUUGAAUUCCGUUAUAUCCAGAAAGACCAUGAGAAUAGAAAUCCAUGUGCACGUACCCCCCCAAAAAGAUAUUAAGUUAUUUACAGGAUGUGCAAGCCAUCAAUACUACAUAGUUCUGACUCGAUAUUGCUUCGUUUUUUUUUACCAUUUCUAAAUAUAUACGACAGAUCCCUUAAACAAAACAAAUGGUUUGUCAUGUUAGAGGACAACAUAAGGUUAAAAUGAAACCUUGAACAAAUGAAAAAAAUAUAAUAAACGCUUAACCUUAUUCAAAUCAGCACAUUGUAUCCACGGAUCAAGCUUCAAAAGACUGUCCAUACCUUGCACACGGGCUCAAAAAACAAAUUAAAUACAAAUCAAGUAAGUAAGUAUCAAUUAAGAACUGUGUUCAAUGCAUGUGGGACCCUCCCAUCUUUGCAUAAGGCAUAGCAGCGGAGCAGCCUGGUCGGCUGCUCCGUCUGCCGCUUCACAUCUGAGGUCUAUGAAAGGGUUAGUCUGUUGCUAGAGACGGACAUCUUCGUAUCAGCAGGAGUGGGACCAAUCACACAGAACACAAUUUAAGAGGUGAGUGGCUGGCCAAGGGAGAGAGAGUUAUUGUAUUUGGAGGUGGAGCGCGGGAACCCUACGAAGGUCGAGGACGGACAAACAAGAACUAACAGCGCACACAUACACACACACGCACACACACACAUCCUUCAAAAGAACGCGGACAACAAUAGUGCCUGGUGUGGAGCCUCUCUUUGAGCAUGGGACUAGGGUGAGGUUUGUUGUUUAGUUGUCGAGAGACCCCCUGGAGGGGAGGCGGGUGGGCAGUGGGACUGGUUGCCGGGGCAACACGUGUCCAAUGGGCUUUGUCCUUCCAGUCGUGGGUUCGGACGCCCAUCAUCACUUGGUCUUCUCCUCCGAGUGUCUCCGCUGCUGCAGCCGCUUGCCGUAGCUCUGCGCCAUGGAGUUCACGAUGGAGCACACAAAGUACACCACCAUCACCAGCACCACCUUCUCAAACACCCACGACAGCCAGUUCUCACCCUGCACAACCAAGAGGAGUGGUGGACAGCAAGGUUAAAACAUUACACGUGGACGAUGCCGUAAUAUUGCUUCUGCCUAAAAAAUACCCAUUACCUCCCAGUGUGUGCGGCAGCAACACAAUACGACUCAUGUGUGAUCGAUGUGUGGGUUUUUAGAGACUAUGAUGACUGUGAUACAUGGUUGCAGUGUUUCCCUUUCAGGGACCUGACCAACGUUUUAAUUUGUCCUACCAGUUUGAAAAGCCAAGCCAUAAUAGAAACAAGCCAUGUUUAUACUUGUUUAUGAAACAUUCAGCAAACAACGACUGGAAAUGGGGUUUACCCCCCGCAACCGUUUCGGUCAACACUGGAGCUGUAUUAUUACAUUCACUUAUCAAAGGGUCU
Messenger RNA from Gadus chalcogrammus (walleye pollock), 4154 nucleotides. RefSeq names its product tubulin, delta 1 (gene tubd1). The record is from RefSeq and is a predicted model, not a curated record. The transcript has 8 exons. The coding region runs from base 393 to 1736 and encodes 447 amino acids. Gene Ontology annotation, biological process: mitotic cell cycle; microtubule cytoskeleton organization. Gene Ontology annotation, cellular component: cytoplasm; microtubule. NCBI's taxonomy places the organism in Eukaryota, Metazoa, Chordata, Actinopteri, Gadiformes, Gadidae. Gene Ontology annotation, molecular function: structural constituent of cytoskeleton; GTP binding.